Molecule: messenger RNA, 1659 nt
Organism: Dioscorea cayenensis subsp. rotundata (Guinea yam)
Lineage: Eukaryota; Viridiplantae; Streptophyta; Magnoliopsida; Dioscoreales; Dioscoreaceae
Product: protein DETOXIFICATION 27-like
Exons: 8
Coding region: 102-1532 (476 amino acids)
Biological process (GO): xenobiotic detoxification by transmembrane export across the plasma membrane
Cellular component (GO): membrane
Molecular function (GO): xenobiotic transmembrane transporter activity; antiporter activity
Source: RefSeq, a predicted model, not a curated record
GCACACUCUCUUGAAGAAGACUUGAUAGACAUCUUCUUGGCCAUAAAAAGGAACAAGAGAGCAAGAAAGAAAGAAGAAGAAGAAGAAAUUAAGAGAAGAAGAUGGAGGCACCACUCUUGAAUAAGAAAUCAAGAUCAGAAGGUGGAGAAGGAGAUGAGUUAGGAUUGAGUAGAAGAGUUUGGGAUGAGUCUAAGAAGUUAUGGAGGAUCGUCGGACCGGCGAUCUUCAGCCGUGUUGUGACUUAUAGCAUGAACGUCAUUACUCAAGCCUUUGCCGGCCACCUUGGUGAUCUUGAACUUGCUUCAAUCUCCAUUGCUAACACUGUUGUAGUUGGCUUCAACUUUGGUCUCAUGUUGGGCAUGGCGAGUGCACUAGAGACAUUGUGUGGACAAGCAUUUGGAGCGAAGAAGUACCACAUGUUAGGCGUGUAUAUGCAACGCUCAUUCAUAGUUCUCUUCUUAUGUGCCGUUGCUCUUCUCCCUAUCUACUUCUUUGCUACUCCCAUCCUUGAACUCACCGGCCAACCGCCCGAAUUGGCGGCCAUGGCCGGAAAAGUUACUCUUUGGUUAAUCCCCCUCCAUUUCUCAUUCGCCUUCCUUUUUCCAAUCCAAAGAUUCCUACAAUGUCAAUUGAAAAACUCCAUCAAUGCUUAUGUUUCAUUUCUUGCACUCAUUGUUCACAUAUUUGUUAGUUGGCUUUUCGUUUCGAAGUUGAAAUUCGGUCUCAUCGGCACUGCUGCCACUCUAAAUUUCUCUUGGUGGGUCGCUGCUUUAUGCCUCUAUGCUUAUGUGACUCUCGGCGGAUGUCCUCUUACUUGGAAAGGCUUCUCUUUCGAAGCUUUUUCCGGUCUAUUGGAAUUUCUCCGGCUCUCUGCUGCUUCUGGUGUAAUGCUAUGCUUGGAGAAUUGGUAUUAUAGGAUACUAGUUUUAAUGGCUGGAAAGUUGAAGGAUGCUACCAUUGCUGUGGAUGCUUUGUCUGUUUGCAUGGGCAUCAAUGGGUGGCACUUGAUGAUUCCUCUUGCUUUCUUUGCUGGCUCUGGAGUGAGAGUGGCAAAUGAGCUUGGAGCAGGGAAUGGAAAGGGAGCAAGAUUUGCAACAAUUGUUGCAGUAAUGAGCUCAGCAGUGAUUGGUCUUGUCUUCUUUGUUGUUGUAAUGAUUUUGCAUGAUAAGUUGGCAUACAUUUUCACCAAUAGUUCCCAAGUCAUUCAUGCUGUUGAUAAGCUUGCUGCUCUCUUAGCCUUCUCCAUUCUCCUCAACAGUGUCCAACCUGUUCUCUCUGGAGUGGCUGUUGGUUCAGGAUGGCAAGCAAUAGUAGCAUAUGUUAACAUUGGAACUUAUUAUUUGAUUGGAAUUCCUCUUGGGAUUUUCUUGGGAUGGUACUUCAAAUUGGGAGUGAUGGGAAUUUGGAGUGGAAUGAUAAGUGGAACAGCCAUUCAAACUGUUAUUUUGACAUACUUGACCAUUAGAUGUGAUUGGGAUAAAGAGGCUUUGAACGCUAGCACAAGAUUGGAGAAAUUUGGCAAUGUGAAAUAAUCUCAGAAAAAGGGGAUUUAUUAUGUAGCUGGUUAUGAUUUCGAUGAAUUAUGUUUGAUUUUAAUUAAAUCCUAUGUUAACUUUGAAUUACUUUAAUUUUAUAACUAUUGCUGCCCUUUUCUUUUAA